GUAGCCGCCUUGGCGCCGCUUCGCCGAGCCCUGCGAGCCGCCGAGCCUCCCCCAGCCCGGCAGGAUGCGGGGCCUGCUGUCUGGCGUAGUGUUGCUGUACGGUGUCGUCGUUCUGGGCGCGUUCGCCGUCGGGAGAAGGAAUGUGGACCCGGAGACGAAUAUGAACAUCAGUCAGAUUAUCAUGUUCAGGGGAUACCCCAGUGAGGAAUAUGAAGUGACAACAGAGGAUGGGUACAUUCUUUCUGUUAACAGAAUUCCUUAUGGAAGAAAAGAUCUGGGGCGGAGCAAAGGUCCAAGGCCUGCUGUGUUUCUGCAGCAUGGUUUGCUUGCUGAUGGCAGCAACUGGGUCACGAACUUGGAUUACAACAGCCUUGGCUUUAUGCUGGCAGAUGCUGGAUAUGAUGUAUGGCUGGGAAACAGCAGAGGGAACACCUGGUCCAGGAAACAUGUACACUUCACAGUGAAGCAAGAAGAGUUCUGGAUUUUUAGCUUUGAUGAAAUGGCUAAAUAUGACAUUCCAGCUUCUGUGGACUUCAUUUUGAAGAAAACUGGCCAGGAGCAAGUAUUUUAUGUUGGCCAUUCACAAGGCACCACCAUGGCUUUCAUUGCUUUUUCAACUUUGCCAAAGCUAGCCAAGAAAAUAAAAAUGUUCUUUGCCUUGGCACCAGUAGCUACAGUCAAGUUUUCCACUAGCCCUCUGACAAAGCUGGGAGCAUUUCCUGAUCUGCUUAUCAAGAACUUGUUUGGAAAGAAGCAAUUUCUUCCUCAGAAUUUUUGGCUGAAGUGGCUUGCUACCCAUGUUUGCACCCACAGAAUACUUGAUGACCUUUGUGGCAAUUUAUUCUUUCUUCUGUGUGGCUUUAAUGAGAGAAACUUGAAUAUGAGCCGUGUGGACGUGUACUCAUCGCAUUGCCCUGCAGGGACAUCUGUACAAAACAUGAUCCACUGGAGCCAGGCUGUGAAAUCUGGGGAACUCAAAGCUUACGACUGGGGAAGCAAGGCUGCAAAUAUGGCUCACUACAACCAGUCUACUCCCCCUUUCUACAAAGUAAAAGAGAUGACUGUACCAACUGCUAUAUGGACUGGUGGACAGGACUUGCUGGCAGACCCAAAGGAUGUUGCCAUGCUGCUCACUCAGGUCACAAACUUGGUUUACCACAAACACAUUCCAGAAUGGGAACAUUUGGAUUUCAUCUGGGGCCUUGAUGCACCUCACCGCAUGUAUAAUGAAAUGAUUAACAUGAUGAGGAAGUAUUUGUAAACCAGCGUGGUAUUUCAGAGUAUUAGUUCACCAGAAAUUCACCUUUCUGGAGCAUUUGCUUUUCUGGCAAUAAUGCUACAUUGCUUAUUUAUGUUGUGGUUUUUAAAAUGCCAGCAAUUACUACUAAAUGGGAUUCAUAUUUGAUUAUUUUUUUCUCAGUAUUAUUUUUCUCUCCUGCAGAAAUCCUCAUUCUAACCUGCUGAUUUUGCACACAGUGGCACAAGACCAAAAAACAAGCAGUGCAACUUUGCACACAUAUAGUGUGUAUAGAGUGAUAACUGAAAGACAAAAUAGUCUACUGAGCACCAGAGAUGUUUGAGAAUUUAGAAGUAUUUUGCUCUGUGUAUAAUGCUGCCACUUCUUACUACAUUGCCAUUUCUGAGUACCUUUCAGAAGUACUCCUUGCAUUGUAGUGAUCCCAUUUGAUGCUGGUACUUCAAAAAGCACUUAGUGACUUCCUGCUGUGUUAUUUUAGCCAUUAUUCACAAGCUAGCUACAUCAGAUGACUUCCAGUAUUGCCAAGAAGAAUUGUCUUGAAGUCAUAGAAGAUCACCACUGUCGAUUGGAAAUCAAGAAAAAUGCACUAAUCAAACAGCAUCACUGAAGCUUUCCAUGUUCCACAUAAUAGCUAUGGAUAAGGAUUGUUACUUACCCUUGCUAAUUCCUGGAACUGAAGAAGCAGUUAAAAGAAAUACCACUUCCACCUUUGUGAAUAGGUUGUGACUUACUAGGAGAAUGAUAUAAAACAUUUGUGUUUUAUUUGCACUGACCACUAGAAAACUCUUCUUCCCCCCUGCCACUACACUUCUGGUCAGGGAAGGGCCAAUGCGUUAAUUCUGUAUGUUGAGCAACUUAGUUUGCAUGGACUCUUCUCCUUAAUCUGCUGCUUUAAGGACCUGUUUACUUUUUAGCUGGUUGUAUGGUGCUUGCCACCAUUGUGUUCAGGAACUAUAAAGUAUGCUGCUGAAGCCUGGCAGUAUUUAUGUCAAUUUCCAUUCGUCUGUUUCUACUUUUAAAGUGGGGCUAAGCCUCCAUUCAGUGGGGGUGGAGAAUUCAGAUUUGCCUUAGAGGCCUGACUUUGGAGCUACAGUUGUCUCUGGUAUAGGUGCCUUGCUCUUUCCGUUGACUGUGCAGGGAACUUUGACUCCUCUGAAUUUCAUGCCUAAUGGAGAUGUAUGAACAAUCUCCAGAGUCAGUUACCUCAGUCCAGAUGGUAAUUUCUGUGCCAUAGUUAGAGUUCGUUCCAGAUCUCUGUAAUCCUAAGAGAAAGAAUUGCCUUUUGUAUAUGGCAUAGAAAAUAGUACACUUUAAAUUGAGGCCACUUUUUUUUUUUUUUUUUUUAAUUGGAAAAAGGAAACCACACAAGAAGAUGUGUAAGCCAUAAAUUAGGGUUUGUUGUGUUUUGUUUUUUACUCCUAAUUCAGUCUCAGGGAGUCCUCAGGCUUUGUUUAAGGAGAAAAGUGGUUUGUGGUAUUUCAGUUGUGAUUCCUAGCAGGACCUUUAAGUUUGCUUUGUAUCUGUAGCUGCUACGUUUGCUUCACAUUGAUGUGCUGGAAGGAAGACUGUAGGAAUCCCAAUUGACCAACUCUGUGAUGGUAUGAUGGCAAGAGCCAUGCGUGUUAUGUUUAUUGAACUUGAGAUAUCUCAAUAAAUGUGAGAGACCUGCUCAGA
Molecule: messenger RNA, 2932 nt
Organism: Gallus gallus (chicken)
Lineage: Eukaryota; Metazoa; Chordata; Aves; Galliformes; Phasianidae
Gene: LIPA
Product: lipase A, lysosomal acid type
Exons: 9
Coding region: 65-1261 (398 amino acids)
Molecular function (GO): hydrolase activity, acting on ester bonds
Source: RefSeq, a predicted model, not a curated record